Molecule: messenger RNA, 1427 nt
Organism: Electrophorus electricus (electric eel)
Lineage: Eukaryota; Metazoa; Chordata; Actinopteri; Gymnotiformes; Gymnotidae
Gene: exosc3
Product: exosome component 3
Biological process (GO): nuclear-transcribed mRNA catabolic process, deadenylation-dependent decay; CUT catabolic process; U4 snRNA 3'-end processing
Cellular component (GO): nuclear exosome (RNase complex); cytoplasmic exosome (RNase complex)
Molecular function (GO): RNA binding
Source: RefSeq, a predicted model, not a curated record
UUCACCUUGAUCAUCGUUCACGUGGGCAUAGGAAACGUUAAGGAUUUGUGCGGUUUUUUUUUUAAAGCAUGGACAGCAUUCUUUCUUGUUUUAAAGACAAAGUCGGCGAGGUAGUUUUACCAGGAGACGUAUUCUCAUUGGACUUGUCAGAUGUGGAGAACAAUACAGUUAAAUCUGAAAAGAUAAUAUGCGGCCCAGGGCUUCGACGUAACGGAGACGAAAUCCUGGUGUCCAAGAGUGGCAUCCUUCGCCACAGAUCACCCAAUCUCUACUGGAUAGAUUCUCAACAAAAGCGGUAUGUUCCAGCUAAGGGGGAGAGCGUGAUUGGUGUAGUAACGGCGAAGUCAGGAGACUCCUUUAAAGUGGACGUGGGAGGCAGUGAGCUCGCGUCGCUGUCCUACUUGGCGUUUGAGGGAGCCACGAAAAGGAACCGACCCAACGUCCAGGUGGGGGAUCUGGUGUACUCUCAGUUCGCUAUUGCAAAUAAAGACAUGGAACCAGAGCUGGUGUGUAUCGACAGCUGUGGACGGGCCAACGGGAUGGGUGUGUUUGGAGCAGAUGGGCUUCUCUUCAAGGUUUCUUUGGGGUUAGUGCGCAGGCUACUCAGCCCUCAGAGUGAGAUAAUCAAGGACCUGGAGAAGCUCUUCCCCUUUGAGAUGGUGGUGGGUUUGAAUGGCAGGGUUUGGGUGAAGGCCAAUGGCAUUCAGAAGACUCUGAUAGUGGCCAAUCUACUGGAGAGUUGUGAGAACAUGACCCCGCAGCAGAGACAGGCACUAUUCAAGAGAGUGGCUGAGGGCUCCCUCUAGUGGACAAAACCAGGCCCUGUUUUCUACGUGGCCCAGUGACUUUGUACGCUGAUGUCACCAGAUGAUCUCAGGUGUGGUACUUGAGGGCAACCUGCCACAUGAUUGUCGUGAUAUCAGGAAUCUUUAUGACACACAUGAGUUCGACUUUAUUGAUUGCUUGAUGAAACCAGAGAGUGUGAGAACAGUGAUGUUGGACUCUGCAGCGAGAGGCUUUCUCUUUGUGCCCUGAUGCGCUACUUUUUUUUGUACACAAAUAAAUGACAUUUUGUGAGAUGGAAGAUUCAUAUGAGUAUUGUAUAUGAGUGUCUUACACAGAGCCUGCAGGGGAAACUGGAAAACACAGACCAUUUGUGACAGGUUUAUGUAAUCACGAUAAAAAUGUCAUGUUGAUAAAUCUGUCAUUGUCUACACAGGAGUCUCAGCACUAAUGCUCAGAAAAAUAACUUUAUUUUAAAAAUAUAAAAUUCCCUUGACCUGCACAAUAAUAAAUUACACAGAACUGCUAACCAUGGGCUAGGUACUGGCUGACCAAUACACUGUAACUACUCUGCUAGUGUGAUUGUGGGCCUGUUUUAGGUAUGUUGUUGCUAGUUUCCCCUUAUUAAAAGAAAUCUUUCUGAA